This is a messenger RNA of Microsporum canis CBS 113480, 2940 nucleotides long. RefSeq lists its product as hypothetical. NCBI's taxonomy places the organism in Eukaryota, Fungi, Ascomycota, Eurotiomycetes, Onygenales, Arthrodermataceae. Bases 1 to 2940 code for a protein of 979 amino acids. Gene Ontology annotation, biological process: nucleolar large rRNA transcription by RNA polymerase I. Gene Ontology annotation, molecular function: RNA polymerase I general transcription initiation factor binding; RNA polymerase I transcription regulatory region sequence-specific DNA binding. The record is from RefSeq and is a predicted model, not a curated record. The transcript is spliced from 4 exons. Gene Ontology annotation, cellular component: RNA polymerase I core factor complex.
AUGGCUGAAUAUCUGAAUGAAGUAACACUCGGCCACCUGGGGAAAGCAACGUAUGUUGAGGAGCAACAGGAAUGGAAAUUCUCGCGUGCGCCCAACCAAGGUCUCGUCUUCAAACUGGCGAGCGAACCGAAUGUAUUCUCGCACGACAAAAACAUAAGCCCCCCCUGUCAAGUGCCUAUAAAUGAAAAUUCUGUGACGAAAAGAACAGAGCAGAUGGUGUUAAACUUAUAUCCAGAGUUAACACAUGGACUCUCAAACAUGGUCCUCGAGGAGGCAACUUCACGAGCUAUUACCUCCGCCGUGUCUAGUUUCGAGUCAAAUGGCCAUGGCUGCUUAGCCUUUGGGGAAAUCGAGCGUAUGAUAGACGAUCGCAUAGCAAACCAAACAAUACCAAUAAUGGUAUGCUUGCAUGGAAAUUCGAGUUCAUCUCUCACGCUAUGUCUAUAUGACUUUGGCCAAGUCUCUCUUCCUCCAGGCACCAAAGCUACUAUUGAUGAUGGCCAGUCUGUGUUAUGGACCCUUCCGGGUGGUCCAGUGCAACAAGUCUCCUCCUCAGAGUCUGUACAGGAACAAAACAAGUGUUUUGCAGCCAGGCUCUCUUUCUCCACUACUAUUUUCAGCCCGGUAUACCACCGCGUUCCGGUUCCAGUGAAGUUAAACGAUAUGGAUAACUGCGCGGAGUCAUAUCUAUUAUCAAAGAUUGACCCGAAUCCUCUUGUUAAUAUUCUAUGUGAUCUGACCGGAGGCCAUCCUCAUGCCGCGGUUGCCUUUAACCCUUGGUACCAACGGCAAAUUGCCUUGACGGACCGUGCAGGGAAUUGGAGUGUCUGGGACCUACAACGCAGGCAACAGCGUAAAGCUGGCUGGUUUGCAGAGCGUGGGCCAAGCGGCUCCCUACGAAUUCAAGAGUCAGAGAAAAAUCUCAAGAACGUUGAUCAUUAUGACGGCUGGGGCGAAAUAUUAUGGGUUGGCACCAUCCACCAGCUGUUGGUGUGUGAUAGGCGAAAUGUUUCCUUUUGCCGUAUAGAUGUACGUCCACCUAAACAGGAAGAAUUUGAUCUUGGUCUUGAGCUUCCCUCAGAGUGGAUUCUUGACGUUCUAAGAAGUCAGAGAAUACCUUCCCACGUAUUUAUAUUGACCACGUUGAGAAUAUUCUGGCUGCAUAUACCACCUCCUGAAGACCCUCGCCUUACGCAAAACGAUGAAACCCAGGCCGCAAUUAUUCUUCUCUCGUGGAGGCACUUUCGAGACCCUGAAGACAUAAGUCUUCAAUUAACAUCUGUGUCUUUAGGGAUAGAUUUCUUUAUAGUGCUGUAUUCACGUCUAAACCUCCUUGCAAUGUCUUUCCAGGUUUUCUCGUCUUCUGAUGAGCCAUCCUACCCCGUUUCUAUUUGUGACGCAAGGGCUAUUCACUUGCCUAAAGCUAACAGCAAACAGCCAGCUCAUGGAACAUUGCAAUCUUAUGACACAGUUAACUUUUCUAGCAUAGCCUUUAGAGAUAUAGGCGUUUCCCAUUCACCUGGAGAAGAUACUGGCGAUUUCGAUUCCCCGAAAUUCGUCGCAUUUGUGGGACAACUAGUCGAUGGGAGAUUGGUUGAAUGCACAUAUGUAGUUACAUCGCAGUGGGGAGAAAUGCCCAGAGAUAAUAUCUCUACAUCGCAAGGUAGGAAGAAAAGGCCUUUGAAGGAUCACACUAAACUUUUUAGUGAAUGCGAUUUUAUUGUAGAGGAUGGAGAUAAGCCUCUCUUAAUACCUGUCUGUCCACCAAAUAAGUCAGCCAAACCUCAGGAUUCAUCUCGGCUCAGUAUUCCAACAUAUGAAACUCGGGAGCAAUGGCAACACCAAUAUUCUCUGGCUAUACCUACUCUAGAAACCAAGAAAAUUGCAGAUUCUGUGGAAUUUGGCAAUAUGCCCUUUUUUGGAGAUUGGUUGAAUUCACUAUCCGAACUUGUUGCGAGUCUAAUUUUGGCACCAACCACUACCCCAAUGUCAUGGUUAAUGUCCGAGACUGUUCCGCUGUCAUUUUCGGUAGAUGAAGCCGAGAAUAUAGCGAAAGGAUUUGACCAUUUUAUCCAGAAUUUCUCAGACCCUGGGGGUGACCUGUCACCUGGGUUUCAGAUAGCUAUGUUGCCAUUGCCUUCUACCUCUUCAUCCAAUUUUUCUAUAAUGAAACCUGGCUCGAUGAAAAAUUUCUCCUUAAUGGAACUCUAUGACACGAUGAUUAGCCAUUGGCUAGCCCCUUUACCAAAUGGGAUUCCAAACCGGCUCCGAGCAUCGAACGAGAAAACCAUCAGAGCAAUAAUCUCGGAACUCUGUCUUGCAGGCGUUGUUAUAUCCCGUUGUAAAGCCGAAAACGUCAACGGUGAGCGGGAAGUUGGGGACGCCUCUCGUAUUAAGCCUGCAGCUCAGAGUUUUUCUGAGUUUAAAGAUGAAGUUAUUCAACGUUCCGGGGACAUUUCUUCAUCUCCAUUCCGAGCAGAGAGCUUAAGUAGCAGCCAACGUGAGGUCAUGUCUAGAAAUACGCUUACUUGCCUCACGCGUUAUACCACCAUCAAUUAUCCGAGGCCUAUCUCGCGCAAGACUGCCACAACAACCUCACAUUGGGCCCAUGGAAGUGACCCUAACCUAUAUGACUGGCAGGCUACAGUCUCUUCACAAGUCAACCCACAAUCCGAAAAUGAAAGAAAUUCAAAACGGCGCAGACGGAAGGGAAGUGGGCCGUCAUCAUCUGCUGGGCAAUCUCAGCGAAGUGUCUCCGCAGAUGUCCCGAUAGCUAGACCGUGGGGAAGCCAGCCAGAGAUAAGUGCAGUGAACCCCGGUAUAGGGAGUAGCCAGGCCACUGUAAGCGGUUUUACUAUGACACAAGUUGAGCAUGGUGUAUAUGGGAAGAGAAAACCGCUUUUCAAAGCGAAGAAAAAGAGACGAAUUGCUGGAUUUUGA